Messenger RNA from Amblyraja radiata (thorny skate), 994 nucleotides. RefSeq names its product ceramide-1-phosphate transfer protein (gene cptp). The transcript has 2 exons. Bases 206 to 847 code for a protein of 213 amino acids. The record is from RefSeq and is a predicted model, not a curated record. Gene Ontology annotation, cellular component: membrane; cytosol; cytoplasm. NCBI's taxonomy places the organism in Eukaryota, Metazoa, Chordata, Chondrichthyes, Rajiformes, Rajidae. Gene Ontology annotation, molecular function: ceramide 1-phosphate transfer activity; ceramide 1-phosphate binding. Gene Ontology annotation, biological process: intermembrane lipid transfer; ceramide transport.
GGACCAAGAAACCAAGAACGACAACACCAGCCGGCCCGUCACGCAAGACCGAGGCUUCGGGCCUACCUACCGCCGUUGCCUCGACAACGCCUACUUCCCCGCCCCUCUGCCGGGCUCAGCCAAUCGUGUCGCCGCUUCCAUACAGGACCCGGGCGGGAGUCUGUGGUACGCGCCGUGUGAUUGGCCGGCGGCCGCUGGCGGCAAGAUGGCGGCGGCCGAGGCCUUCAGGCUGAGCGAGGUCCUGGAAUCAUUCAAACACUGCCUGACCCAGAGCGGCGAGCUGGAGCAGCAGCACUACCUGGCUGGGUGGAAGGGGCUGGUGAAGUUCAUGAGCAGCCUGGGUACAGCCUUUUCCUUUAUUUCAAAGGAUGCUGUCACCAAAAUCCAAAUUCUGGAAAACUACCAAAGUGGCGAAAACGGCAGCCAAUAUAAAACCAUCCAGUCAAUGGUGAAGUACGAGGUCGACAACAAGCUGGUGGACGUGAAGAAGCGAGGCGAUCACUGGAACUCUGGCUGCCGUACUCUACUGAGACUCCACCGUGCCCUCAGGUGGCUGCAGCUCUUCCUGGAAAAGCUACGGGUGGCCUCCGAUGACAGCAACACCUCCGUCUUGUGCGCAGAGGCCUACAACGACUCCCUGGCAAACUAUCACCAGUGGAUAGUGCGCAAGUCUGCCGUUCUUGCAUUCCAUUUUCUGCCCGGUCGCGCAGACUUCUUUGAGGUCAUGAACAUGGGCACAACUGAAAAGGUAGUGGAGACGCUCGGAGAGGCUGUGCCACUCAUUUCAAAGGCCUACGAUAUCACGCAGGACUUGUACGCUCAACAUGGCUUACUUGACCUUCCUUGAUUCUGUGUUUUAUGUAAAGUCGUGGGAUGUUCGGUGCAAUAAUUUCAUUAAUCAGAGGGCAGUGAAUCUAUGGGAUUCAUUGCCACAGACAGCUGCAGAGGCCAAGUCAAUGGAUAUUUUAAAAUCAGAGAUUGAUAGAUUCUUGAU